AGGGAGGCAGAGGGACUGCCUCUGAGAUCCCUCCUGCAGCACCACCAGCACCUCUGCGAAGCCAUGGCACCCAAGAAAGCCAAGAAGAGGAUUGAAGGUGCGAAUUCCAAUGUCUUCUCCAUGUUCGAGCAGGCCCAGAUCCAGGAAUUCAAAGAGGCGUUCACCAUCAUGGAUCAGAACCGAGACGGCUUCAUCGACAAGGCAGACCUGAGAGAUACAUUUGCUGCACUCGGGCGCCUGAAUGUGAAAAACGAGGAGAUCGAUGAGAUGAUCAAGGAGGCACCUGGCCCAAUCAACUUCACUGUGUUCCUCACCAUGUUUGGGGAGAAACUCAAGGGUGCUGAUCCAGAGGAGACGAUCCUGAACGCGUUCAAGGUGUUUGAUCCGGAGGGCAAAGGGCUGAAAUCUGCCUACAUCAAAGAAAUGCUGAUGACGCAGGGCGAGAGGUUUUCCCAGGAGGAGAUCGAUCAGAUGUUUGCUGCCUUCCCUCCAGACGUCUCCGGCAACCUCGACUACAAAAACCUCGUCCACGUCAUCACACACGGAGAGGAGAAGGACUAACCCAUGGGGUUAGCACUGUGGGGUCACCUCUGUGUGGGUCACUCUGCAGGUCCCUUUGUCCCUCUCCCUGGAGCUGCAGAGCUGUUCUUCAACGGGAUAACAGCCCAGAACAGCAGCCACACGCAAUAAAGUGCAUUUUGGUGAGAGGAAAUCCGA
Messenger RNA from Gallus gallus (chicken), 717 nucleotides. It is a transcript of the gene MYL2, whose product is annotated as myosin, light chain 2, regulatory, cardiac, slow. Gene Ontology annotation, molecular function: calcium ion binding. The coding region runs from base 64 to 561 and encodes 165 amino acids. The record is from RefSeq and is marked validated. NCBI's taxonomy places the organism in Eukaryota, Metazoa, Chordata, Aves, Galliformes, Phasianidae. The transcript is spliced from 7 exons. Gene Ontology annotation, cellular component: cytoplasm; myofibril. Gene Ontology annotation, biological process: heart development; cardiac muscle contraction; muscle cell fate specification.